Molecule: messenger RNA, 2065 nt
Organism: Paraphaeosphaeria sporulosa
Lineage: Eukaryota; Fungi; Ascomycota; Dothideomycetes; Pleosporales; Didymosphaeriaceae
Exons: 3
Coding region: 56-1984 (642 amino acids)
Biological process (GO): peptidyl-proline hydroxylation; regulation of translational termination
Cellular component (GO): cytoplasm
Molecular function (GO): peptidyl-proline dioxygenase activity; iron ion binding; L-ascorbic acid binding
Source: RefSeq, a predicted model, not a curated record
UGUUUCCUCUCCCCCCGACGGCACGCAGCUUCGCAGAGACCAGAGACGCGUGACCAUGAAGCGCAAGAACACUGCGCCGCCCAAUGGCAAGUCCAAGAAGCGCGCCAUCUCAGACGACGAGGCGCACGGCAAUUUCCGCCGCGGCCUGUUCGACAGCAGCGUGCUUGCCGACUACACCAGCUACUACGCCAGCUCGCAGCCAUACAAGCACGCCGUGAUCCAGCACCUCGUCGACGACCAGCUGCUCCGCAAUGUGCGCACCGAGAUCCGCGAGCACAUCUCCUUCACGCCCAAGGAGACGGACAUCUACAAGAUCCACCAGUCGGGCGACCUGGCCAACCUCGACGGCCUCGACGAUGCCGCCCUCAAGCGCCUGCCCUCGCUGCUGACGCUCCGCGACUCGCUCUACUCGUCUGCCUUCCGCAGAUACCUCUCCUCCAUCACGGGCGCGGGGCCGCUGAGCGGCGUCAAGACCGACAUGGCAGUGAAUGUAUACACACCCGGCUGCCACCUCCUCUGCCACGACGACGUCAUCGGCAGCCGCCGCGUGAGCUGGAUCCUCUACCUGCUAGACCCCGACAUACCGUGGAAGGCCGAGUGGGGCGGUGCCCUGCGACUGUACCCAACCAAGCAUAUGGAUACAGCCGACGGAGACAGCGUCAAGGUGCCGCUGCCCGACUUCACCGAGGUCAUCCCACCAGCCUGGAACCAGCUGUCCUUCUUCACUGUGCAGCCGGGCGAGAGCUUCCACGACGUCGAGGAGGUGUACAAGCGGGUCGCGGGCGACAUGGAAGAGGAGGAUGGUGGUCGCAUACGCAUGGCUAUAAGCGGGUGGUUCCACAUUCCCCAAGAAGGCGAAGAAGGCUAUGAGGAGGGCAUGGAGGAGAAGCUUGCUGAAAAGAGUUCCCUGGCCCAGCUGCAGGGCGGAAAGGCCGACGUCUUCGACGAGCCGCAGUCACACUGGGUGGAGAACCCGCAUUGGGAAGCCCAGGCCAAAGCCCAGGACGACCAGAUGACGGCCGACGAGAUGGACUUCCUGCUCAAGUACAUGAACCCUAACUACCUGGUCCCCGACACCGUCGAAGACAUUACACGUCUGUUCUCAGACGAAUCGUCCGUGCGAUUGGCAGAGUUCCUCUCGCCCAAGUUCUGCGCCCGCCUCCGCGAGUACCUGGAGUCGAAAGACCACGAGGCCAAACCCAGCCUCCCAUCGAAUCCAUUCUUCACAGAGCAGUCGGAAGUCGGCGUCGCCCGACCUCCCCACAAGCACCGCUUUCUCUACCGCAAGGCCGUCCAGCCCAUCCAAACCAGCUACCCCGAGAACGCCAUCUUGACCCCCUACGACGACCUCGUCGAUGUCCUCUUCCCACACCCGGCCUUCACAAAGUGGCUAUCGCUCAUCACAGGCAUCACCCUCACCAAGAGCAACAUUCUUGCCCGUCGCUUCCGCCGCGGUCUGGACUACACCCUCGCGACCGCCUACGAAGAGGAAGACCCCCAGCUCGAAGUAUGCCUGGGUAUCACGCCCUCCCCAGGCUGGGGCGACGAAGAAGAGGAAGAAGAGCAGGACGACGAGGCACAGACUAACGGUUCCUCUAGCAAGGCCAACGGCAAGGCUCCGGCCGCCAAACCAGAGGAAGAAGUCGGUGGCUACGAGAUGUACAUGGCGGGUGAGGACGAUGAGGGCACGGACGGCGGCGCCCCAGAGGCGUCUACGUCGACUGGUGCGGGCCAGCGCCGCAAAGCCAAGGCUGAUCCGGCUGUGUACAAGAGUGCGGCCGACGAGGACGACGAUGGCAUCUUGUUCAGUCAGCCUGCUGCAUGGAACAAUCUUGCUAUCGUGCUGAGAGACAGAGGUGUGCUACGGUUUACCAAGUACGUCAGCAAGGCCGCCAAGGGCGACCGCUGGGACAUUUGUGGCGAGUACGGCGUCGAGUUUGGGGAGGAUGACGAGGACUCCGCGGUGGGGGAUGUGGAGGAAUAGCGCUCUUUCCUUUCUCCGCUCGGCUGAUAUAGAUCACGACAUGAUGUGAUACGAAUGCAUUUUGGUGUUUUGUCUUUUCCA